AAAGUUUUCGAAAUGCCAAUAGAACGGCAGUAAAUUUUAUUGAUUGAUUUUACUUAAACUCAGCGUCCCUGCUAGGCGUCCCGACGUAGUUUUGCUUACUAAUAAAUUCUUUAAAGCAUCUCUAAGCUUGUGCAUUUACGGAAGAAUUAAGAAACAUGUCUGGUCCACCACAAGAGUGUGUCGUCGAUUCCAGCGGGAUACAUAAUUGUAUGGAAUGCGGCUUGGAGGAACCAGAAUGGAUAAUCUGGAGACCUGGUGUCAAGGUGUGUCCAGAGUGUUCUGGCGUUCACCGCAGCCUUAGAAACGAAGCAUCUACCGGUAAUGAAGAGGUAGUGACGCCACUGCCGGAAAUGGACACCGACGAUGAGCUCCCAUCUUCGUCGGAUGACGCGGUCCCGCCAAUGGACCUGGAAGGGGACCCAGAUUUUGAAUACGAGCUUGUAGAGAGGUCCGAGGUGGACGACGGCGAAACGGAUGACGGGGAUGAAGGGGCGGCGUACCAGCUCCCGCCCGGCUCGCUGGGACACGCUACCAUCGGCUUGAUCGCCAAGAGCUGGAAGCCCAGGGUGCUGCGCGCCGAUGAAGACCCCGAACGCGUCCACAAGGAAUUCUACGACCAGUUCAUGGCCAUUCCUAAUCAUGAGAGGAUCUUUUUCCUAAGCGAGAUUGAUAGCAUGUGCUACGAGUAUUUUAAGCAUAACGCUGUAUAAACUCAUUUUCUUUUGUUUGUCUGUCUAUGUGUGUGUUUCGUACUAGAACGACAAGCAGACACAUAUCGUAGCUGUUAGAACCUUCGCUAUGACAUGGGAAGGUUGCGGUUAAAACCGUGCUAGUAGUUAACCCCUUUAACUUUCAACGCCACACAGCACCCUCUUCAUAGUGUGAGUAAACGCCAUACAUGGUACAAUAGGUACAAUUAUUCGGCUCAUAUAUAACCUAAUAGUUAGUGGUGUCCUCAAAGUUGAAAGUUCUCAGUCUGAAUAUGUAGUCACCAGUGGUAAAAUUAAGCGUGAAAUUUAAAUAUUCUGUGAUUUUAUUCCUUACUCACUUAUAUAUUUUUGACUUUCGGUAUUUUCUCAUCAUUAUACUUUUAUGUGUAAUAUACUAUCGAAUUUCAGAAGUCGUGUAAGGAAAAAUUUAACUGUGGUAUUAUGUUUAAGGUAAAUUAUUUUUUGGAAUCUAAAGAUUUUUUGACAAUUUUUUCCUAUGAUAUAUUUAUAUUGGAACAUCAUGUAUAAUCCAGUGUGGUUGAGUGUGAUUUUCAUUCUCAGUUUUUCUACUUUUUACUUAUGUAGUGAAACAUUAUUUAAGAAUAAUGCCAAUGUGGUAUUCUUUUAGGUAGAGUAUAGUAACGUUCAUUCUGGUCAUAAUAUAUAUAAUUCGGCGAAUAAAUUAACACCUGUAAGCUGUAGGGUAGCAGCUGAAGUACAGGGUUUGGUCGGGCUAAAAUCUUAAUUACGUGUUACUAUACUUUAUUAAUAUGGACACAUAAUGUCGAAUAACACCGAAUGCGGUGAAUUAGUAUGAUAAGACUAUUUAUGCAUUUAUGCCAAUAAAUUAAUCAACCUCAAA
This is a messenger RNA of Manduca sexta (tobacco hornworm), 1572 nucleotides long. RefSeq lists its product as uncharacterized. Bases 156 to 710 code for a protein of 184 amino acids. Gene Ontology annotation, molecular function: GTPase activator activity. The transcript has 3 exons. NCBI's taxonomy places the organism in Eukaryota, Metazoa, Arthropoda, Insecta, Lepidoptera, Sphingidae. The record is from RefSeq and is a predicted model, not a curated record.